Molecule: messenger RNA, 5196 nt
Organism: Poecilia reticulata (guppy)
Lineage: Eukaryota; Metazoa; Chordata; Actinopteri; Cyprinodontiformes; Poeciliidae
Gene: fam78ab
Product: family with sequence similarity 78 member Ab
Source: RefSeq, a predicted model, not a curated record
UCGGACUUUAGUGGGGUUUUUUUAUUAUUAUUAUUUUUUAAACAUAGUUCUAUGUUACCGAUGGAACUGGGGGCAAAACGUUGACCCCGCAGUGUCCUUUGGAUGUCGCCGAUGUAGUCUUAAACUCUGCCGGGGAUGGCUCUCCUCUCUCGGCGGGACGGUUACCGCAGCCGCCGCUGUGGAAAAGAAUAACGGGAGGGGGAUAACGGAUUUACCUCUCAGACCGAAGAUCUGUGCGAGUCAACGCCUUGCUCCUGUAUACUCCAGGAAUUUUACACCACUGAAGACACUGGAUAUAUUACACUCUAUUGUUUUAUAGAGCUUUGGGCGCUUUUGUGGAUUGUGUUACAAUACAGUGCAAUGGGCUGCAUCCAGAGCCUCAAGUGUAAGCCCAAGAGUUUCCGAGACAGCGUUAUCGUCCUGGAGCUGAGCACGUCCAUCGACUCCAACCCCACCAGCAUCGACGAGGCGUCCAGCGUUGUCCUGCGCUACCGGACGCCGCACUUCCGAGCUCAUGCGCGUCUCCUGGUGCCGCCUGUAGCGGCCAAAGAGACGUGGACCAUCGGGUGGAUCCAGGCGUGUAACCACAUGAUGUUCUACAAUACAUACGGGGACAAAGGGAAGUCGAGUUGGGAGCUUCCGGACCUGCGUGACGGCAAGAUCCAAGCAAUCAGCGACUCGGACGGUGUCAACUACCCGUGGUAUGGCAACACCACAGAGACCUGCACUGUGGUAGGGCCCACCAAGAAGGACAGCAAGUUCGCGGUCAGCAUGAACGACAAUUUUUACCCCAGCGUUACCUGGGGAGUACCGGUCAGCGACAGCAACGUGCCUCUGCUCAGCAGCAUCCAACGCGACCAGAGCUUUACCACAUGGCUGGUUGCCAUCAACCAAGCCACCUCAGAGACAGUCGUUCUCCGGACAAUCCGCUGGAGGAUGAGGCUUCAUAUUCAGGUGGAUCCAGAGAAGCCUCUGGGUCAAAGGGCUGUUUUAAAGGAGCCUGUGGCCCAGGAACAGCCUCAGAUACUGGGCAAGAAUGAACCCAUCCCCCCCAAAGCCAUGGUGAAGCCCAACGCCAAUGACGCCCAGGUGCUUAUGUGGCGGCCAAAGAAAGGUGAUCCCAUGGUGGUCAUCCCACCUAAAUACUGAUCUGCUCCUCUGACCAGACUGGCCUUUGAUACCCACUCUACUUCAUCCCUUAACUCUAUGUUUUGUUUACGUUUCGCUCUCCAUUUUCGCCAACCUCUGAGUGCUUUAAUCCGUUUUCAAUGUUGUUUUUUUGCCCCAACCCAAUUCUUUGUGUCUCUAUAAUCUCCCACGUUAGUGAAAUAAACACUGACAAGCACGAGAAAGAGGCUAAUAAAACCACAACAGACGAAAGGACCAGAUGUUCCUUUAGAGGAAGGAAUUUACUGCAAUUACCUGCAACCAUUCUACCUUCAAACAUAGGUCGGGUCUCACUGUGCUGAAAUGCAAAAAAAUGAACAGAAGCAGUGUUUAAUUUAUAGUUUUACGCUCUGACUGAGCCGGCUGAUUAGACCGUGGGCGAGGUUAAGCGAGACAUGAUUGUGUGUGCAAGGCAUGCCGCACAAGCCGUGUACGAAUACAAGUGGUAUUUUUUUUUUUUACUAUUAUUAUUUAUAGGCUGGAAGAGGGUGCAUUCAUUUGUGUUUUAUGCUGUUUGGUUAUUUACAUGACGAAAUGCAAUGAGUGACUUAGAUUUUAGUCAUUUUUAAGGAAUUCUAGAUCUUCGAUCCAUGCUGCCUUAAGUUUACAUCGCUUUUCACUGCAAACGUUUUCGCCUUAAACUGAAGUGCAAUGCAGUCAUUUAGUCGCCGGUCCCGAUUCUUCCAGAGACGCUCGGUGCUGGGUUUAGGACCGGAGCCAGAGCACAAAAGAAAAAUUCCUUUUAGAUUGAAUCUUUGACGUGUAGAGGAAUCCAAUGUAUUGCACCCGGCGGAAUGAGUGGGAAAACAGUUAUACAAUCAAACUAACUCAGUGUGUUUGGGUUUCAAGUGCAUUAUGCAACAAACAAGAUGCUCUGUGAAGCCAUCAGUUGUACUUAGCACAGUAAACUAAGAACAUCUGGAGAAAAAUCUAGCGAAUAGCACAGCUGACCUCAUUGUUGUCACUUUAUUCUGCCGAUAUAGGCUGUUGUAGAAUUGACUGCAUCAAUCCAUCUCAGGGCCUCCGUUUUACUUCCUCCUUGUCUGUUUUCAUCUUCCUGCCACUGUAGCUCACACAGGACAUAGAGCAAUUUCCCUUUCUAUUUACGUGCAACUAAAAUCAAGAAUCUGUCUUUGAAGAAACUCGUCAUGUACAACAGUGUCCUCCACCCACCCUUUCUCACUUUUUUUCCCCUCUCCGCUGUCGGGGCUGACUAGUAGAACAGGAAGCGGGCGAAUUAAUGCCGACUGCUCGGCUGGCAUAUAGAUGACCCACUUCUCCUCUCUGCCUGUCGUAGCUCUCGCUGCAUGCCGGGCCUGUCUCCCUUCAUUUUACCGCCAGCGAGAGUUAACGCAGGCACACAUGCAUGAAUAAAGAGCGCCGGUCAGCUAAACAUCAGUGCUCAACAACCCAAUGCUCAUUUAUCUAGAAAACUUUGAGAGGAAACCAAAAUUAGAGCUGCAUUUGACUUCAGAAAUGUUCUCCCUCCAAAGACAGGUUUUUUUUUUUUUUUUUCCUUUUUCAAUUUUUAUCCCACCAGACAAAUUGAAUACACAUAAGGCUCACCUGUUUAUAUAUUUAACUUUCUAUUUAAAUGCAAACUUUUCUGAAAAUUGAAUGAGAAGUGCGGCGUUUGUCUCAUAUCAGUAUUCUAGAUCUGGAGCGGCAUCCAGGAAUCGCCCAAAAACAAUAAUAAAAGUGCGACUGCCACUGCCUUUGAAGCUUACCGGUUAAGCCAUUUUAUCUCAUUUGCAUAACAUGCAAAAAUAGAAGCACAGCUUCUUUUAUCUUAAGGCUGGACUAAAGCUAGUAUAUCCUGACGACAGCUGGGAGAGGCUUCACCCCACCCACGCACCCUGCGACCCAAAACAGGAUGAAGCGGAUAUAAAAUAAAAAGUAUUUAUACAUUUAUUUAUUUAUUUUUUUAGAUGAAUGAACAUUUCUGAAAACCAAUUGAAAUUGUUCUCCUGACUACAGAUGUGGGUUAACACUGUUGGAGAAUAAUCUCCGAAGGCUCAGCAGCAAAUGCCCUAGAAGUCAAACAACAUGACAAAACUGACAGAUCAAAUCCAUCUGUGGAUUUAAAGUCAUGGAAAGGCAAAGUUCAGAAUUUUUGACGUAAGGUUCUGUAAUGUCUUCCCUGCAGUAGAUAACAGUCUUGCUGUUUUGGUUCAGUAUAAAUCCAGAUUAGUUUUUUUUUUCCGCUAAGGCUAACGCUAACAGCUAAGAGGGGAAAAAGGGUCGAGACAACAGCAGACGUCUACCAUCUUAAAACGACUCCGAUCUCAAAACCGCCACAGAGGUUUUGAGAUCCAUUAAGCUAGCAUGUUUACAUCAAGCCUUCAUUUAUAAAAAAAAAAAAAAAAAAAAAAAAAAAAGCUGAUGACUAUGUGCUCAGAAAAUGUAGGUAGGAGGUGUUGCGCUACCAGUGGUCUUCCUGUGUGAAACGUACUCUGAAUGGAGAAUGCAGAAGUAUUUGAAGUCAAAGUUUCUCACAAGUAAAUAUUACAGCAACUUAAUUGAGCACUUUUUGAUUUUUUUGCGCUGCCUUACUUAUUUUUAUUUGGUGAUUACGCUGACUGAAAGGGCUUUACUUGUUUCAUUCUUAGUAUGUGUUUCACAAAGGAAACUAAUUGGUGGCGCACUGCCUCCUAUCUCCAUUUCCUGUGUAAAUAAUCAGUAUUAUUUUGUUUUAAAUAACCACAUUGCGUAAAUGUGACAGUGAUGUAAAAGUUCGUAAAAUACUGUUGACAUACAGUAAAUCACUAUGAUUACAGUUGUUUUAAAACUGUAAAUGUCAGCUUAAGUUUUGGCCCGUCUUGAACCGGCCAUUAGAUUUAUCCUUCAAGAUAGACUAAUGCGGAUUUCUACUAAACGAAGACACCAAGACAGUUAUCUGCUGUGGACAAGACACUCGUCUGCUGAUAAAUCUUUUAACCAGACUUGACUUUUAAAGAUCACAAACUAUCCCUUAAAUACUUUCUUAAUUUCAAACAUGGCUAACACCCAUGCUUGGCCUGAGACGGCCACAGUCCCAGGCUGAGUCACGGGUGAAGGAAAAGGGAGGCUCAGGCUACUGCGGGACGGCUGUCACAUUUAGAUAUGCAGUGGCACACUUUCUGAAGCCCUCUUUGGGCCCAACAGAGCUGAGCCGGACUAGCUCGAGUCACGGCUCGGGCUUAAGGAGGCCAAAUAACAACAGUGAAGGGCUGUCGCAGUCAGAGGAGUGAAUGUAAAGGUGAAGACAAACUCAAUCCUGUCAUAAAACCGACACAGACAUGUUUUUGAAAGCAACCUGGAUGCAAUCCAAACAUUAUGAAAAGAUUAUUAUUUUGUUUCUAGUUUUAUCCCGUCACAGAGUCCGCUGCAUGAGGACUCUUUAUUUCACAGACUUUGUUCCGAGAUCCCAGUCGGACAUCCUGUAGCGUAAAUACUCCGCUUGUCUGCUGCCAUUUUCUCCACACACACACACACACGCACGCACGCACACAAACUCAACUGAGGACAUAACUCAGCUGAGGUUAUGUCCUUGUCAUAAAGCAGGGGUUGAGCUAGCCCACACCAGCAUACAGCCUCCCCCUGAGGGGAAGGGAGCAGGCCGGUAUCUGAUUGUCACUGCGGUGUCGCAUUGGCAAUGUGUACUCAUUUAGAGGGGGGGGUGAUGAAGGGGGGGACGGCGGCACGUGGAUCAUGCGACUACAGGCACGAGCGAACAGAGCCAUAAGCACAACACACCUGCUCACUACUAAUAUUUAGGGAGUGAUGUGCAGCUUGUAUCUUUAGUUUGUUUUAAUAUUUUAAUUUUAAUAAUAAUAACAACAACAAUAAUAAAAGGAAUUUAAGAGGUCACCGAGUGUGUGUUUGUCCAUAAUCAUCAGUGUUUAUAUGUCGGAUUGAAGCUAACGGGCACUAAGUGUCUUCUCUUUAUCUCAACCUGUCAUGUAUGAUGAUAACGUGUAAGCUGUGUUCACACCAAUGAAAAAUGUCAGCAAUGCUACAUGUGCUUCCUUAAAAAAGAAAAAAAAAAAA